This is a messenger RNA of Bicyclus anynana (squinting bush brown), 864 nucleotides long. RefSeq lists its product as uncharacterized. The record is from RefSeq and is a predicted model, not a curated record. The transcript has 3 exons. Lineage: Eukaryota; Metazoa; Arthropoda; Insecta; Lepidoptera; Nymphalidae. Bases 122 to 592 code for a protein of 156 amino acids.
UAAGAUCUAUCUUGUUUUAUAACUUUGUCUGUGGGCUAACUUAUUGUGUUGAUCAACAAAAAUCAAGGGUAAUUUUUAAAUAAACGAAAUUUUAUAAAAUUCAAGUAUUAUAGUAGCAAAAAUGAGUAAGAAGAAUAUUGUGAAAGCAAAAUACGUCCCCUUAUCUAGUUUGCGUCGAGCAGUGGAACUUCUAGAAACUCCUUUGCCAGCAAACGACGGUCGUUGCAAAAGAAACCUCGCAUUGGUACAACAGUCCAAAAGCGUUGAUGAUAACGAUUUCUAUAUUCAUGGGUGGAAGUACAGUUACCAUGUGGCGUUGCGGCGAGCGAUAUACUCGCACAAAUGGGAUCAAGUCGCCUAUUUACUGAAAAAAUCACCUAUUUGGGAACAUUUGAGGGUUGGCAAUGUUCAUACAUAUGUAAGAGCUUUAACAAUAGUACUUAUGAAUCAUCCUGCUGCCAAGGCUCAGUUGUUGUUGGAUGAAUACCUUCACAUGGUCCUGGCGUGUCGUUCAUUGGAGGAUAAAAAAGCUUUGUAUAAGUCUGUACUUAGUCUUACUGAUAAACUAUAUGGGAUUAGAAUUGCUAAGUGAUAACAAUUGUAUGUAAGUAGCUAAGCAAAAACUGGAAAACACCAAUUUUCUUUACCCAAAUAAUUUGCCAGUUGUGGGAAUCGAACCCACAGCUGUGGAUGCAGAGAGCACUAUUGUGUUAAGAGGCUGUCAUGUAAUAAAUUAUUUAAUAUUAAGUAGGUAACAGAUAUUAUGUUUUAUUAAAAUUGUGCUAUUUGUCUGUGUAUAUUACUUUUAUGUUAUUUCAAGUUGAAUGUUAAGUUUUUAAACAGAAUAAACGAGUGAUAAUCAAA